This is a messenger RNA of Linum trigynum, 3732 nucleotides long. NCBI's taxonomy places the organism in Eukaryota, Viridiplantae, Streptophyta, Magnoliopsida, Malpighiales, Linaceae. The record is from the annotation of a GenBank genome assembly.
GAAAUGAAAAAAAAAGUUUGCUAUGAUCGGAUAACCGAACACAAAGUUAAGGUUGUUGGAAAUUUCAAAGGAGUUGUCGAGUUCAGUUGUGCCCCACAUGGUUCGAGGCUUAUAUCAUCAAUCUACGACUAGAUCGAGUCUCCUACACUUGAACCGGCUAGUAGUUCGAGUUCCUCGAACUCGAACCACUCCAAACUUAGGUAUUUUAAAAAAAAAAUUAUAAGUGUAUUAGUUUAGGAAUUUGUUUUACUUUUAUAUGUAUUUAGGGAAUAAUCCCCAAUGUUGCAAGUUCUAAGCUCGUUUUAGUGUUUAAUUUUCGUUAGUAAACUAGAAAUAAGAGAAAGAAAACCCAAAAGAUGUGCUUUUGCUAAUAAAAGUUGGCAACUUUAAUAAAACCCAAAAGCUGGUUUAAGGUUAGAACCCCUCCCUCUCACUAGAUUUUCCAGAUUACCACAGCUGCCUCUCUUGGAGAUAAAAACGAAAAGAAAGAAGAAGAAAAAAAAAGAACUAACAUAAAGGCAAAGAGAGAAGGAGAGUGAUGAAAAGGAGAGGUGGAAGAGGAAAGUCAGAAAUGUGGGAAUGAAUGACUGAAUAAAGGGAAGAGAGGGAGAGAUGAAGAGAAGUCAGAAAUGAUACAUUCAUAAUGACUAGCUUUUGAGGUGGAUGUGACAGAAGAGGCAAACAUGUUACCUCUCCCUCUCUCUCUCUAUAUAUAUUUUCUCUCUGCUAUCAGACAAAAGGGAGAGAAUUGGGAGUAAGUGAUAAAUUAAUUACUACUCACUCUACCUUCUUCUUCAUCUCAUCUCAUCUCAUCUCAUCUCAUCUCAUUUCCAUAGCAAGCAAAUGCACACCCCCUCUUCUAAUAACAUUUAAUGAUGUGGAUUGAAAUUUCAUUAUAUGUGCUUUAUAAAAUAGACUAAUCAAGAGUGAAAACAAAUAUGUUUCAUCCAUUUAUCGCUAGUUGGUCAAUACCCCACAAUUUACUUAGACGCAUACAAGUAGAAGGAAAUAAGAACUCUUACGAACAAGAAUUGAACCUAUGAUUAAGUGAAACCACCAAAGAUGCAACCCUAGGUAUAAGGCAUGAACUCUUUUUUUUUUUUUUUAUGAACUUAUGAAUAGGAAUUGAAACUUUGAUUAAGGCUAAUGUCUUGAAAUAAUCUUUGUCCCCUGAUUUAUUUCUCUAGGUCUUGUUAAAAUGAAAUUACUAGAGGUAUUUGACUAUAUAGAAGAAUCGAAAAAUUUUAAAGUGACAUUCAUAUUUUAGACAUUUGCGUCUCUCAAACCAAGAUUUCGACCGUAAUUGACAAUUUUUUGAUGAAAAUGUUAAUAGAAGGAUAUGUUUGAUUAUUUUUUCAAAGUACAAGGAACACACUUGAUUGACCUGACGUAAUGAGAUACAUUAUUUGGACUUCUGGACUUCAUUCUCUAGGGGCCGACAAACUAUGACCAUUGUUUUAGCUGGGCUAGUCCACUACGAGGGGCUGAAUAGAUACCCAAUGGGCUGCUUUCCGAACCCAUAUUGCUGGGCCUCCUUAUUUUCGUCCCAAGUUAUUGGGCCGGGCUAUGAUGUCAUCAUUUCCUGAAAAAAGAGGAGGCCAUCGAAAUGUGGAACUUUCCUUAUCUUCACUCUUCCUCCCGUCUCCACAGGCGGGAGCUCUAACCGGGGGAAAAAAAUGGCGGGUGCUAUAGCAACAGCAGCAAAAGUCAAACUCUGCUUCUACUUCUCUACUCAGAGCUCCAUUAACAGACCCAUCAGCUCUCUUUCCUUUCCUCCCUUUUCCAGGUCCCGCCUUAGCCUCGGCGCCUACACUAAGCCGCGCCUCGCCAGGAUUCCAAGCAAGCGACGACAACAUCUCCCUUCAUUCCUCUGCAAAUGCAUCUCCACCGCCGCGCCCAACACCAACUACGAGUUCUCCGACGGAUCUUCGGAUGUGGAAUUGAGAUUGCCGCUCGGGAACCAGGAAAUUCCACGGCCUAGAGAUGUCUGCGUGGACGCAGCUGGGACAUCGUUGAGAGUCACGGUUCGGCGAUCUGGUUCCAUUGUUACGCUUAUAGAGACUGAUCAAUUAUUUGAUAGAGUGAAGCCUUCUGAUACGAUAUGGUUUAUAGAUGAGGAUGAGCUUGUCAUAAACUUGAAGAAGCACGACCCGAAAUUGAAAUGGCCCGACAUCAUCGAAUCGUGGGAGUCGUUGAGUUCAGCAGCUGUGCAGCUUCUCAAAGGAACAUCGGUGUUCAUUGUAGGGGAUUCUACUGAAGUGAACAGAAGGGUGGCUCGAGAACUUGCUGUUGGUCUUGGGUACACUCCAUUGGAUACUCAGGAGUUACUGGAGUCGGUUUCUAAGCAAGAUGUUGAUUCAUGGAUCGCUGAUGAAGGUGUUGAUUCUGUAGCUGCAGCAGAAAGUUCAGUGCUAGAAAGCCUAAGUAGCCACGCUCGAGCUGUGGUGUCGACACUAGGAGGAAAGCAUGGAGCAGCUGCAAGAACCACUAACUGGCGCCAUCUUCACGCAGGGUUCACUGUCUGGGUUUCAGAGACAGAAGCAAUGGAUCAGGAUACAGCUAAGGAGGAGGCUAUAAGGCAUGUGCAAGAUCGCAGCACCGGCCACUCAAACGCAGAUGUGGUGGUGAAGCUCCAAGGAUGGGAUCCGGAUCACGCAAAGAGUGUAGCCCAGGCAUCCUUGAGCGCCCUCAAACGUCUAAUUUUGGCUGACAAGGAACUUCCGGGGAAGAAGAGCCUGUACAUAAGGUUGGGAUGUCGAGGAGAUUGGCCAGACAUCAAGCCUCCUGGUUGGGAUCCAUCCAAUAAUACUGAAGUAGCCUUGUAGACAAUCGUCAGCUUGUAGAAUCGAAAUUCUGCUCGCUCACUGUCAGCAAAAUCUGUUAUGAAGACAUUUCUGAUUUCUUCAAGUCUAUAAAGCGUUAUUGAUUUAAUACCGCGGCGAAUCGGUGUGUACAUGCAUCUCAUCGCCGCAAGGAUUUGGGUACCAUACAGAGCAUGGUGCCCUGGUAUCACUGAGCAUGAUCAUUUCUCAAAUUCGCAAAGGCAAGAAACAUACCAGUAGUGAUCAUGCGAAGGCAACCCAGAUCAACUAAAACUGCAAUCCUAAGAAAUAAGCAUCCCAAAAUACCAACUUGUUUCAGAAUCAAAUCUAAAACAGUAUCACGAUAACAUCGACACAUUGCAAGACUACCAGGGACCAUUUCGACCAAGUAUUUGAAGUUCGAACUUUUUACCAAACCGAAGAAAUACUACCAACCAUACAGCAGAAAGAGAGCAUAUAUGCAUUCCCCUGGGAGCGAGCUUAAGAUUGCUGACGCCACUACCACAACCACUUCUGACUUCUGCGACUUUCACCUAGUUGCUUCGAACUUCUGGCUUGGACACCACCUGCAAGACUCACCAGCCUAUUGUUACUACGAUGGAAUUGCAGACUUGACAUGAACAAAAGCACAAUGUGACAUGCUGGCAAGCAACAAGUCGAGCUUCACAUCACAAUCCAAAAAAUAAAAAUGACAACAAUAAAUUUUGUGUUUAAAGCCUCAAGGAUCGAUAAGUCCCUUAAGGGCACCACAUCACCAUAUAAGCUCCCAAUUAAGAAAAGGACAACUAGAAGAGACUACAAAAUCAUAACACAAUUUUUGUCCAUCACAACUCAAAUUAAAAUACGCCAGUAAAAUGUCAGCUAAUCCCAAUAGAACGACAAACAGAGAUUAUAAACCAUAUGAAGUCAU